This is a messenger RNA of Dictyostelium purpureum, 2856 nucleotides long. RefSeq lists its product as uncharacterized. The record is from RefSeq and is a predicted model, not a curated record. The coding region runs from base 1 to 2760 and encodes 919 amino acids. The transcript has 3 exons. Gene Ontology annotation, cellular component: nucleus; cytoplasm. Gene Ontology annotation, molecular function: protein binding. Lineage: Eukaryota; Evosea; Eumycetozoa; Dictyosteliales; Dictyosteliaceae.
AUGUCACUAUUUAAAAGAAUUACAAGUUUUUUUUCAAAUCAGUCUUCAAAUUUAAUUGAAGUAACUGGAUAUUUUUAUCAUUUUUAUAGAGGACAAUGGGUUUGUUUAUUCAAUGACUGUGAGUUGGUUAUUCAUAAAAUUGAAAAUUUUAGAUACCAAAUUCAAGUAACAAGAAUUGUUGAUCAAGAACAAGAAAAUGAAAGAAGGAAACAAAGAGAGUUGGAAGGUGGUCAAGAAGACGAAGAUGAAGAAUCUCAAAUCAAUUAUUAUGAAUUUCCAGUUACAGUUGGUUUAGAUUUAUUUAAAGAAAUUGGACCACUAGGAAAUUAUUCAUUAAGUUGGAAAGGUACCAACACAAGAUUCUUAUUUGAAUUUGAUGAAAAUAAUAAUAAUAAUAAUAACAACGGCGAGGAUAAUAAAGAAAAAUUAAGAAAAAUUUUAUGUGGUUGUAUUUACGAAUCAAUUUAUUUAACAUCAUACACAAAUGGUAGUGAAAAUGAAAUAGAAAAUUAUUGUAAAGAAACUCAAACUAUUGUCAGAGCACCAUUAAAAACAAAUAUAGACACAAUUCAAGCAGAAAGAAUUGAUUUAAGUAAAUUGCAAAAACAGCAAGAGGAAGAAGAGGAAGAAGAAGAAGAAGAAGAUACCAAAGCAUUUUACCCAACAUCAGAUCUCAAUGAAAAUUCCAGUAAUCAAAAUAUUUCAUUUGUAAAAGUAUUACCAGUAACCGGUCAAGAGUUAUAUCGUUGUGAAGUAGCACUUUAUAUUGAAACAGAUGGUAGAUUUAACAUCAAAGAACCAAAUGUCACUGUAUUAUUAAAUAAAACCUCAAAUGACCCAAUCGAGUAUACCUUUUAUUUAUUGUUAAAUAAUUCACCAAUUUUUUCACAAAUUAUCGACACAAAUAUGUACCCACAAUUCUUUAAUGAACAAAUUUCAUUUAUUUGGUUAGCUGAAUUAGGAACCAAUUCAAACAGAUGGAGUAUUAAAUUUUCACUAGUCGAAGAAUAUGAAGACUUUAGAAAUAAAUUUACCAUAAUUCAUUAUGAAACUGUUAAUCAAACCAAAUUUAAAGGUAAAAAGGAUGAAAUUGAAUAUAUGGCAAAUAUUUUAACUGAAGAUCACCAAGAUGAUGAAAUUGUAUUUGAUACAGAUGAUGGUUUUAAUGCCAAGGAUUUGGAAGAUUUUGACAACUUGGAUAUUAAUGAUUCAAAUUCAGUUGCUGACAUUUUAUCAGAAUCUGACCAUAAAGAAUAUAUUGACCAAUUAAAAGAAUUAGAAGACCAAGUUAAAAAUGAACAAAAGCAUCAAUCUCAAGAAGAAUCAGAAGAGGAAGAAUCAGAGGAAGAAUCAGAAGAAGAAGAGUCAGAAGAAGAGGAAUCAGAAGAAGAGGAAUCAGAAGAAGAGGAAUCAAAAGAAGGAGAGUUAGAAGAGUCAUCUGAAGAAGAAUCAGAAGAAUCAGAAGAAUCAGAAGAAUCAGAAGAAUCAGAAGAAUCAGAAGAAUCAGAGGAUGUUGAAAAAGUAUUUAAAGCUCCAUAUAGAAAACCAAUAAGAAAAGAUUUAAUUAAAGUUGAAUCAUCAUCUGAAGAGGAAGAAGAAUCAGAAUCAGAGUCAGACGAAAGUGAGGAAGAAUCGGAAUCUGAUUCAGAACCAAUUGAUAAAACAACUAAAAAACAAAUUACAAGAGAUUUUAGUAAAUCAAAGAAUAGCUCAUUACUUGUUGGUUACAAAGAUCAAUCAUAUGUAGUAAGAGGAUCAACUAUUGGUGUAUUUAAUAAUGAUGAUUCAAAUAUUAAAUUCAAGAAUGCAAUUACCAAUAUUAAAACUAAAAAUGGUCAAAAUUUUUCUCCAAAGAAAUUAAUGCUUCAAAAACAAGACAACGAUUUAUUAAUGUUAAACCCAGAUAAGGCGUCAAAUGUUUACAAGAUGGAUUUAAAUAGACCAGAUAUUGUCGAAGAAUGGGAUAUGAAAUGGAGAGGUCAAGAUACAACAACUACUUCGAUUGCACCACAAUAUAAGAAUGAUGAGUUAACCAAUAACUCUAUUUUCCUCGGAUAUAAUGGUAAUAGCAUAUUCAUGGUUGAUCCACGUGAAUCUAAAAAUAAAGUUGUUACCAAAUUCCAUGGUGGGGCUAAUCCAAAAUCGGUUUAUAGAUGUGCAGCCACUACUGAAAAUGGCCAACUUGCAAUUGGUACUUCAAAAGGUGAAAUUAAAAUGUUUAGUAAAACUCAAUUCGAUGCAAAUAAACGUUCAACUACUUCAGAUGAUCCAUUGGGUGCUAUUGCAAGAUCUCGUACAACUCUUCCAGGUAUUGGUGACGAAAUUAUUGGAAUGGAUAUAACAAAAGAUGGUAGAUGGGUAGUAGCUACUUGUAAAAAAUAUAUCAUGGUCAUUCCAGCUCAAUUAAAGGAUGGCAGUAGUGCAUUUGAAGAUCGUUUGGGUGCUCGUCGUCCAUUACCAAAGCGUUUAAUCCUUAAAGCUGCUGAUAUCAAAAGAUUGGGUGGUAAUGUUGAAUUUGCUCCAGCUAGAUUCAACCAAGCCGAAGGUGAUGAUCAAGAAACAUUUAUUCUUACUAGUAGUGGUCGUUUCCUUAUCACUUGGAAUUUUAGAAAAAUUAAACAGAAUAUUUUGGAUGUUUACCAAAUUAAAGAAUUUUCAACCGAAAUUGUUGAUGAACAAUUUAAAUGUUAUAGGGACAAUUCAAUUGUUGUAGCUUUUCCAGAUAAUGUAGUUUUAUCACACAAAAAAUUAAAUAAAUAAAUUAAAUAAAUUAAAUCAAUAAAAUUUAAAUUUAAAUUAAUAAAUGUUAUAAACUAAAAAAAAAAACAUUUUUUUUUUUUUUAAACUUUUAUAAAU